Zymoseptoria tritici IPO323 is the source of this 312-nucleotide messenger RNA. RefSeq lists its product as uncharacterized. Gene Ontology annotation, biological process: fungal-type cell wall (1->3)-beta-D-glucan biosynthetic process. The transcript is spliced from 2 exons. Lineage: Eukaryota; Fungi; Ascomycota; Dothideomycetes; Mycosphaerellales; Mycosphaerellaceae. The record is from RefSeq and is a predicted model, not a curated record. The annotation marks the transcript as partial. Gene Ontology annotation, cellular component: cytoplasm; fungal-type cell wall. Gene Ontology annotation, molecular function: 1,3-beta-glucanosyltransferase activity.
UUGCUGGCUACGCUGCUCGUCUCAGCAUUUGCUCUUCCCACCAUCGAGGCAAAGGGCGCCAAAUUCUUCACCAGCGAGGGAAAACAAUGGUUCAUCAAAGGCAUCGCUUACCAACUCACACCCGACGAUCCUCUUGCCACGCCCGACCAAUGCAAACUCGAUGCCUCCUUGAUGAAGACUCUCGGCGCCAAUGCCAUCCGUGUUUACCACGUCGACCCAUCUGCGAACCACGAUGAGUGCAUGUCCGCCUUCUCCGACGCCGGUGUGUACGUCUUCCUCGAUCUCGAUACCUUCGACACCUACAUUCUUCCC